AUGGCGUCAAAAUUGCAGACUUUCAUUCAUUCCUCAAGUGAAAAAGGCCUCUCGAGUGUCACGACUCUGAUUGUGGGCCAGAGUCUGGCUGUUCUCAUUGACCCUCCAUUCUUGAUCCCCGAUGCCAAAUCUGUGGUCGAAUGGGUCAAGAAAACGACCAACGUGGCUUUGAAGGCGGUCUUCAUCACACACCACCACCCGGACCAUUACUUCUCCGCGAAUCCCAUUCUCGAAGCAUUCCCCAGCGCAACCCUCUAUGCUGCACCAUACGUCUGUGCCGGUAUCGAUCGAGAAUAUGACGAGAAGGUGAAGUACUGGCCGUCGGUGUUUGGCAAGGAAAACGUGCCGGCCCAGCCUCGAAAGCCCACCCCCUUUACGUUCAGCUUCCUGCAGCUCGAAGGCAACCCCCAGUCGCCCAUUGUCCUUCUGGGUCCGUUACAGGGCGACUCCGUGGACCAUACGCUGUUCUGGCUGCCCACAGAGCGGGUCAUCAUUUGCGGUGAUUCCGUCUACGCCCGGAGCACCCACGUUUGGGUUGAAGAGAUUGAAACGCCGCAGAUCCUGGAGGCAUGGAACAAAACGCUCGACGUCAUCGAAGCUCUCCAGCCUGUGCAGAUCAUCCCCGGCCACUUGGAGGCUGGGUGGGUCCCGGACGCUACGCAAGACAUGGCGCACAUGCGGAAGUACCUGCAGCUGUUCUCGGAGAAAAUCACCUAUGCCGACAAGAAGCCACAGGUGAAGGACCUGUUCGAGGUCUUCAAGGCGGCCUUCCCGCAGGCGGACAAGAACUUGGACUUCUUCCUGGGCCACCUGUCGAACCAGUUUGGGGAAGGAGGCGAGAUCUGGGAGGAGAACAGACACCACGACGUCGGGGCGCGGACGACGGAGCAGUUGCAGGGGUUCCUGAUCAAGCUGUAG
Molecule: messenger RNA, 918 nt
Organism: Fonsecaea erecta
Lineage: Eukaryota; Fungi; Ascomycota; Eurotiomycetes; Chaetothyriales; Herpotrichiellaceae
Exons: 2
Coding region: 1-918 (305 amino acids)
Biological process (GO): secondary metabolite biosynthetic process
Source: RefSeq, a predicted model, not a curated record